Telopea speciosissima is the source of this 1487-nucleotide messenger RNA. RefSeq names its product BAHD acyltransferase DCR-like. The transcript is spliced from 2 exons. The record is from RefSeq and is a predicted model, not a curated record. Bases 74 to 1441 code for a protein of 455 amino acids. NCBI's taxonomy places the organism in Eukaryota, Viridiplantae, Streptophyta, Magnoliopsida, Proteales, Proteaceae.
CAAGCUCAGGUUUCUCUGGAUCGUUUGUUCAUUUGGGUUUUUUUUUUCUUUCGUGCUCUUCUGCUUCAUAGUUAUGGCAGCUGAUAAUGGGAAGAAGAAGCAGGAGGAAGGAGGAGAGAAGGAGAAGGUGGUGAAGGUGACGAACAAGAGUGUGGUUCUCCCACGCAAGGAAUUGGGAGGACGAGAAUGUCCUUUGGUGACAUUCGAUCUUCCCUUUUUGACCUUCUACUACAACCAGAAGUUGUUACUGUACAAGGGUCAGGGUGGAAUUGAUGAAAAUUGGGAGGAGAUGGUUGGGAAGAUGAAGGAAUCUCUCGAGGAAAUACUGGUGGAUUUCUACCCUUUGGCUGGAAAAUUGGGGAAGGACGAGGAAGGUGUGAUAAGGGUUGAUUGCGACGCCGAUAAUGUCGGUGUAGAGGUGGUGGAGGCCGUGGCCGCCGGCGUUGGAGUUGCAGAACUUGGUGAAGAUGAGUCUUCACCGUUGUUGCAGGAGAUCGUUCCCUACACCGGCGUUCUAAACUUGGAGGGCUUCCGUCGACCAGUGUUGGCCGUUCAGUUCACCAAGCUGAGAGACGGGCUAGCAAUCGGGUGCGCAUUCAACCACACCAUCCUGGACGGUCACUCUACGUGGCAUUUCAUGAACUCUUGGGCUGAGAUCUGCCGUGGGUCUACCGCUAUCUCGGUCCCACCUUUCCACGACCGUACAAAAGCCAGGGACACCCGCGUGAAGAUAGACCUCCCGUCGCCAGGCAAACCCCUCCGCUCCGAAUCCGAUGGCCCGGCCCCACCUCAGAUGAGAGAGAAGAUAUUCCAAUUCUCCGGCUCCGCCAUCGACAAGAUCAAGUCGAACGUCAACUCAUCUCUAUCCAACGGCUCCAAACCUUUCUCAACCUUCCAAUCUCUUGGGGCCCACAUAUGGCGAGCCAUCAGCCGUGCACGUAACCUCAAUCCUGAGGACUACACGGUCUUCACUGUCUUCGCCGAUUGUCGCAAGAGGGUCGAUCCUCCGAUGUCGGAGAAUUACUUCGGCAACCUAAUCCAAGCGGUGUUCACAGUGACGGCAGCCGGCGCGUUGCUUGCGAACGCGCCAGGUUUUGGCGCGUCAAUGGUGCAGAAGGCCAUAGAGAUGCACGAUUCGAAAGCGAUCGAGUGUAAGAACAAAGAGUGGGAAGCGGCGCCGAUGCUGUUUCAGUAUAAGGAUGCCGGACCAAAUUGCGUGGCGGUGGGAAGCUCGCCGAGGUUUAAGGUUUACGACAUUGAUUUCGGGUGGGGAAAGCCGGACACGGUGAGGAGCGGAAGGAACAACAAGUUUGAUGGGAUGGUUUACCUUUACCAGGGGAAGGGUGGGGGAAAGAGUAUCGAUGUGGAGAUCAGUUUGGAGGUUCAGGCCAUGGGAAAUUUGGAGAAAGACGAGGAGUUUCUUAUGGAGGAGCAAGCCUAGUAUUAAACUAGCAGAUUUGAUCUCUCUCUCUCUAUAGACUAGAGAG